Messenger RNA from Stylophora pistillata, 1012 nucleotides. RefSeq names its product actin-related protein 2/3 complex subunit 5-A. Lineage: Eukaryota; Metazoa; Cnidaria; Anthozoa; Scleractinia; Pocilloporidae. Gene Ontology annotation, biological process: Arp2/3 complex-mediated actin nucleation; regulation of actin filament polymerization. Gene Ontology annotation, cellular component: actin cytoskeleton; Arp2/3 protein complex. The record is from RefSeq and is a predicted model, not a curated record.
AGAUUCAUGGGAAGAGGAAGGGAGUGAGUGUUUCCGUCCAUUCCGUCUGAGAGAAUUUCCUUUAAAUCUUCCUUCGAUAUGUCGAAAGCGAGCCAGUCGACGAAAUUUAGGGGCGUAGAUGUAGAUGAGUUGGAUGAAAACACAUUUCAAGACGAUGGAGAUGAAGAUUCAGGUCAAAGCGGACCGGAUGAGGGAGAAGUCAGCAACUUGCUCAUGCAGAAGAAAAAUGCAGAAGCCCUUAAAGCUGCCUUGACGAAUGCACCUAUCAUGUCGAAAAACCAAGCGACGAAGGAUAAAGCAUUUGGAAUAGUGCUACGUGUUCUAAUGGCUGUGAAGGCCGCUGAAGUGGACAAAUGUGUUAAAAUCUUGGACAAGAAUGAGCAGGAUGUGUUGAUGAAGUAUGUUUACAGAGGUUUUGCUGAGCCUUCAGAGGGAUCCAGUGCUGUGUUGCUUACAUGGCAUGAAAAGCUUUUGGCAGUGACUGGUCUUGGUUCCAUUGUUCGUGUUUUAACUGACAGAAAAACUGUUUAGGCUGUCACUGUUUUUUAGGCAAAGGAAAAAACAGUAUCAUGUAAAAUAUGAUUUAUUAAGACUUCUUAGAUUUGAGGAAAAUCCAACCCAAUUGUCUCUGACAUAUGAAAGGCAAUUAAAUUAACCUGUUAGUAACAUUAACAUUUUGACCAAUCUCUUUAACUGUUUCUUUGACAUCACCUAAAGUUUGAAUUCCACCAAUUAUUUACAAUCUGUCUUGAAAAGAUCCGAUGAAUCUCCAAAUGGAUUGUUUGUACUCUUAGUGUCAUAGUUUUGUAUGAAAUGAUGCUGGUUUGAUCUUGUCCAGUUUCUUUUUCAUUGUUAGACUAAACAAAGCAGUGUUUCAUAGUUGUUAGCCAAUUAAUUGCCUUUUUAACUUUGUUGGGUCUAUUUCUGUGAAAAACUUGUGAAUAACUGGAUUUUUUACAAAUGGGACUGUGUAACAACCUUUAAAAAAUGAAUAAAAUUUUGUUUAAAAUAA